Messenger RNA from Chaetomium fimeti, 570 nucleotides. RefSeq lists its product as uncharacterized. Lineage: Eukaryota; Fungi; Ascomycota; Sordariomycetes; Sordariales; Chaetomiaceae. The transcript has 2 exons. Bases 314 to 535 code for a protein of 73 amino acids. The record is from RefSeq and is a predicted model, not a curated record.
GCAUCCCCACAGCUCCACGCUGUUUCAGAUUUCAGCAUCCUUCAGACGAACUUCUCCAUGCCAGUCCCACCGCUGACGUUUGACUGGCAAACACGGCCCUUGGCAAUCCGUUUCAGAGGGGCAGGCAGGCAGUUGAGAGGUGGCAUUCUUACACAGUAAAAGCCCCCGAGAGCCGUUGGCACUGGCAUACGCCGUUACUUUGCCUCUUUUACGCUUUUCGGCUCCCCUUUUCUUCCUUUCUCUUCUCCCAGGCUGGAGAAGUUGUGCUUGUUUUCGAAUCUGGCAGGUCCUCGUUCAUUUUGAGCUCGGCAACAUGAGGUCCUCGAUUCACUUCGUUCUGUUCUUCCUGCUCGGCCUGGUCGCCAGCAUGGCCCUCCCGAGACGCCAGGCUCAGGCACAGUUUGCGGUCGUGGACUUCUCUGGAAAGGCAGCCUGUCACUCAAUUUUGACCUCCUGCCGAGUGGACGCCGACUGCUGUGCUGGCCUGAAGUGCGGCGUCUUCGACGACGACGCCCUGUGCGUCCCUGCCGGCUGAGACGUUUCCGGGGCCGGCUGUGAGACAGCUAGUUU